AUGAGCGAGUGUCAAUCGUAAAUAGCGAAAAAUCGACGGUAGAAUAUGUUUCGAAACAGCUGUGAUUCACUGGGCACGAGAUCGCUGUCCGAACGCAAACAGUCGUCGUCAUCGUCGUCGGUUUGCUCCACAAUCAUAGAACGUCGAAAAAGCGCGUCUGGUCACGUCUUAGGCCAUGAAAUUCUUCCAGUCUCACUUUCCGACGUGCCGUUUUUCGAUGACGACGAAGAUGGUGAAGACCGAACGUUCCAAUAUACGUUGGCAAUCAUCAAACCGGAAAUUGCUCAGCUGAUGUAUAAAGUAGAAUGCAUAAUGGCACAAAAUGGAUUUAUCAUCAUAACGAAAGAAGUGUUACGUUUGACCCGAGAUCAGGCAGCACAGUUCUACGACGACCUGGCGCUGGCUCCAUACUUCACCAGGCUUGUCGAUCACAUGUCUAAGGCACCAAUUGUAGUGUACGUGUUGUCUAAAAGAAAUUGCGUUGAAGAAUGGCUGCGGCUGAUCGGACCGGCAAACGUUUUUCACGCUAAACGUUUGUUUCCGGUCAGUCUGCGAGCCAUUUACGGCACGGAACAGGGAUCAGACCCAGUAGCCAACGCGUUCCACGGCAGCGAUUCUCCGGCCACGGCUGAACGUGAAAUUAAAUUCUUUUUCCCUAACAGCAAAGUGGAUUCGAUCGUUUACGGCGGAGACGACGACAUGGUACAGUACAUAAAGGAUGCCAUGAUGCCAACGAUUUCCGAAGGUCUGUCGGAAAUGUUCAACAUUCAACCCCAGGAUCCGUUAAGGUGGUUUGGAAAUUGGUUGUUAACCAGGGAUACAUAA
Molecule: messenger RNA, 825 nt
Organism: Melanaphis sacchari
Lineage: Eukaryota; Metazoa; Arthropoda; Insecta; Hemiptera; Aphididae
Product: nucleoside diphosphate kinase homolog 5-like
Exons: 3
Biological process (GO): GTP biosynthetic process; CTP biosynthetic process; UTP biosynthetic process
Molecular function (GO): nucleoside diphosphate kinase activity
Source: RefSeq, a predicted model, not a curated record